This is a messenger RNA of Sphaeramia orbicularis (orbiculate cardinalfish), 696 nucleotides long. Its product is annotated as cholecystokinin-like. The transcript has 3 exons. NCBI's taxonomy places the organism in Eukaryota, Metazoa, Chordata, Actinopteri, Kurtiformes, Apogonidae. The record is from RefSeq and is a predicted model, not a curated record. Gene Ontology annotation, cellular component: axon; extracellular region. Bases 70 to 477 code for a protein of 135 amino acids. Gene Ontology annotation, molecular function: neuropeptide hormone activity. Gene Ontology annotation, biological process: digestion.
CUGUUUGAGCCACAGCAUCGACACCAGGACGAGGAUCAGCAUCUUCAGACUGAAACGACAGCUGCAGACAUGAACAUUGGAUUCUGUGCGUUUAUCCUGUUGGUGACGAUGACCAGUGGGAGGAGUCUGUCGUCACAGUCAGCGGUCGUCCAGUCACAGAGAGCCGAGGCCCUGGCAUCCAACAGCCUGACCCCACCCUCGCCCAACCACACCCACCAGGCCCGCUCAGUGUCCCCCCCAGGACAGAUGGACCACUAUAACCACGUCCAGCAGGAGGGGGACACCCAGGACAGUGUGAACCAGCUCCUGGCCCGCCUCAUGUCCAGGAAAGGUGUCCCGUCCCAGACCAGGUCUUCCUUGUCCAUCAGGUCCGCUGGUCCUGGUCUGGGUCCAGGUCACCGGAUAAAGGACCGGGACUACCUGGGCUGGAUGGACUUUGGACGUCGCAGCGCAGUGGAGUACGAGUACUCCUCCUGAAGACAGCACCUCCUCUGUCCUAAAGUCCACAGACAUCAGUCCGUCUCACGCUGCACUGAACCCUGGACGGACUGGACCCAAACCCGGACCUGAACCGGUCCAGAACACACAGGGACCAGGACCACCUUCAUCCAGUCGUUUCCUUUGGCUUUAUUUGUUCAGAAGAAUUUUCAGAAAUGUAUGAAAAUAAAAAAAACAAUAAAAUCAAUUGUCAAAGCC